UUCCAACAAAAUCACCGGUUUGUUUAUAACUAAACUGAAUUAAAAAUGUCUGUGGAAAUCCUUAAACAAGGCGCCGAAGGACGUCUAUAUCUGGGCGACUUCAAAGGAGAACCCUGCCUGAUUAAGGAGCGUUUUGUGAAGAAGUACCGCCACCCGGAACUGGACACCCAGAUCACGCGGCAGCGGAUGAAAGCCGAGGCCAAGGCGUCGGGAAGAUGUCUUGCCGCUGGAAUUUUGGCCCCAAAAAUCCUCCACUCGGAUCUAAAUACCCACAAGUUGUAUAUGGAAUACUUUGACAAGGCCAAAACAGCCAAGCAGUUAAUCCAGGAGAUAGUGGCUAGCCAAGCCGAGGAGCAGGCAAAGAAAUCCCUGCUGGAGUUCUGCACGAGGAUCGGUGGAAUCAUUGGAAAAAUGCACUCCAAUCACAUAAUUCACGGGGAUCUGACCACCUCGAAUAUCCUUAUUGAUCCUAAGGGAGGGGAUUAUGAUAUUGUACUGAUAGAUUUCGGUUUGAGUCACUAUAAUCAGGCCACCGAGGACAAGGGAGUGGAUCUGUAUGUCCUGGAAAGGGCUUUAAUCAGCACCCACAGCGAGCAGCCUUUUCUUUUUGAAAACAUCUUAGCAGAAUAUCGCAGGACGUGCGGAAAGGACGAGCAGGCCGUGCUGUCCAAGUUCGAGGAGGUGAGAGCCCGAGGACGCAAGAGGACUAUGAUUGGUUAACAAUAAUAAUAAUAAACUUUAAUGUUGAACUUA
Messenger RNA from Drosophila takahashii, 753 nucleotides. RefSeq names its product TP53 regulating kinase (gene Tcs5). Gene Ontology annotation, biological process: protein phosphorylation. Gene Ontology annotation, cellular component: EKC/KEOPS complex; cytosol; nucleus. The record is from RefSeq and is a predicted model, not a curated record. Gene Ontology annotation, molecular function: ATP binding; protein serine/threonine kinase activity. NCBI's taxonomy places the organism in Eukaryota, Metazoa, Arthropoda, Insecta, Diptera, Drosophilidae.